Molecule: messenger RNA, 1160 nt
Organism: Juglans microcarpa x Juglans regia
Lineage: Eukaryota; Viridiplantae; Streptophyta; Magnoliopsida; Fagales; Juglandaceae
Product: FCS-Like Zinc finger 17-like
Exons: 2
Coding region: 41-571 (176 amino acids)
Source: RefSeq, a predicted model, not a curated record
AACUCUCAUCAAAUCCCUCUCUCCCUCUCUCUGCAUAACAAUGGUUCUAAGCUUCAAGAGCCCCUUCAUCAAGUUGGAAGACAAAGAGAGGGAUCGGGAGGAGAACAUGGAUAAUAAGGCCGGCUAUGCAGGUCAUAAAAGCUCAGAAAAGAAUUCAUCAGCUGUAGGGUUGCGAAUCCUCAUACAGAUUUCACAAGAUAAAUCCAAUAUCCUCGUGAAAUCAGCAUUCAGAAGCCAACCCACCUCUCAAUCACACCAUCUUCGGACCAAACCUCCCGAAUCUUGCUUUCUGAAAACAUGUCAAUUAUGCAACAAGAAACUAAGCCUGGAUAAAGAUGUGUACAUGUACAGGGGUGACCAAGGGUUUUGCAGCAUAGAGUGCAGGAACAGGCAAAUUGUUUUGGAUGAAAUAAGAGAACUCGAAACAGCUUCUACAAAGCGAAUGCUGGCAUCUUAUAGGCAUUGUUGCAGUAGUGGUCGACGUGAGACUCAGACCCUCCUAGAGGAAUUCCGUCAACGACGUGAGCAUAGGCCGAUCCCAUCUGGAGGAAACUGGGCAAUAGUUUCAUAGAUUCACAGUGUUCAUAAUACCAUAGUUUUCAUGAGAUGAAUAUGAUCAGAAGAUAAUAUGAUGUAGAGUAGAAGAGAGAAGUAAUUAAGGGAGUUUGAAUUUCUGUUGCGAUUUGUUUCGCUUAUAUAUUUGCUGUAAGACAACAAAAACAGGUAGAGAAGAUGGCUUUAAAGCACUGAUUUUUUUUUUUCCCUACCCAAAAAGAAGUAAAAGCAGAGCUCUUGUUUCCCUUGGGAUUGUAAGAUAAGUAUCCCCUAAAUCUUCUUGGCAGUCGCUUUCUUUUCUUGUCUGUUAGCACAGGGCCAUAAGAAGUGGGCCGGCUUGAAAGAUAUUUCCGAGCAUUAUCAAUGCUUUGAUACUGGCAGUGGCGUCGUUUAGUAGACAAAACGGGCAGUGGACAUUACCAUUCUUUCAUAGUUGGCAGAGAGAGAACUCCUACUUCUUCGAACCAGCCCCUUUUUUUCAUGUAGAUCAGAUAAUAUCGUAAUGGUUAUCUCUUUUGUCGUUGGUGGUGUUUUUUUUUUUUUCCUGAGUGGUAAUGGUUCACUCUUGUUUGUCAAAUGGUGGAGAUAAAGUUGUGUAUUUGUCA